Molecule: messenger RNA, 1044 nt
Organism: Lotus japonicus
Lineage: Eukaryota; Viridiplantae; Streptophyta; Magnoliopsida; Fabales; Fabaceae
Exons: 2
Coding region: 1-1044 (347 amino acids)
Molecular function (GO): nucleic acid binding; RNA-DNA hybrid ribonuclease activity
Source: RefSeq, a predicted model, not a curated record
AUGUAUGGUUCAAUCAACAGGGUGAUCCCAAGCCGCGAAGAGGAUAGAUUAAUAUGGACUGGUGAUGUCUCAGGUCUAUUUUCUGUGAAAGGGGUGUUGAAUCUAGCGGAAUCUAAGGUCUACGCAAUUCCAACAUGGUCUAUUCCAACCAGAGUGCGUAAAAUUGCCCCUGCAAAAGUUAUCCAGUUCUUUUGGCAACUAAUAAAGAACAGAAUAGCAACUCGUGCUAAUCUGAUGGUUCGCAGGGUGCAGAUUGAGAAUGCAGGAAGGUGUGUUUUUUGUGGACUUGAACCUGAAACCACGAGUCACCUCAUGCCGUUCUGUCCCAUGUCCUGGAAACUUCUAAACUUGGUGAUGUCUCGAGAAGGCAUUACCUGGUGCUGCCCGAAUGGUAUACCAAAUUUAAUGCUGGAAUGGAUGGACUUAAGACAUAAAUCUGAUAAUCUCUUAUGGGAGAUGACCCCAUUCUCCAUUUUCUGGUCAAUUUGGCUGGAAAGAAAUCAGGUAAUUUUCAAUAACCAUCCUGCAUCUCCUGAAUCUAUUUGGGAUCUACAUAUUUCCCGUAUUUCUGCCUGGGUUCAUGGAUGGUGGAAAGAAUGCCCUUAUUCCUCAUACGAUUUCUCACAUCACUUUGAUGCUAUAAGGCUCAAACCUCAAACACCCAAUCUCCGUUCUAGUGUUUGGAACGCUCCCGAUCGGGGCUUUUUCAAAGCCAAUGUUGACGGCUCCUCGAUGGGAAACCCAGGCCCGACAGAAGUGAUUGCAAUCCUAGAGGUUCUGCAAUUCUGCAAGGAACAUGGCAUUAGAAACCUAGUGAUUGAAAGUGACUCUACACUUGUAGUUAGUUGGGUAAACAAUAGCUCUAACAGACCUUGGAAAUUGCGUAACGAACUGAAUCUGAUUGAUAAUCUCUGUGAGGAACUUGCAGUGGUGGCUGUGGAUCACAUCUUUAGAGAAGCAAAUCCCAUUGCAGACCAUUUGUCCAAAUCUGGUGUUGAACGCCUUGUUCCUCUUAACGUUUUCUUUGGCUUUACCAGUCCUUGA